AUGUUCGGCAACCUGUUUCGCCGGAAGGUAAGUUAUAAAAGUUAUAUUGUGCAUGCUGGAAUGAGCGUUUAGAAGCAGCCCACGGAGACUGUAAAGGAGCAUACUCCAAACUGCUUGUACUCCCAAACUUCCAGAUCUCCCAAAAUAAGCUUUUGCUCGGUCUCGUCGGUUCAGAGCUUCUCUUCGACGACUACGUUGUACUCAAGACAAUGUCCAAGUUCUUCCCAACCCUCUGAUUCGUAUCAAUCUCAACUUAGAUUCUGUUGUAGGCGCUCUGAAUCUGCGUUGUUGGCCGAGAAACAUCCCAAUAAAGUUCUUGUAAGUUCUAAAUUCUUUAUUAUAGUCAUCAUAAUUACCGUAAUAGUCUGAUAUAUAUAUUUUCUACUUUAGUUGAUCAUCGAACGGUUUAAAACCGAGAAACAGUUGCGGAAAAUGGACAAGAAGCAUUUCCUCUUGCCCCCCGAGGCGACCGUUGCUCAAUUAAAGCACGUAAUCAGGUACGUUUGUCACUGAAUCUUAUCUGUUGUUCAGUUCGAGGGUUUCGGCGAGGAAUGAGUCCCUCUUUUUGCUUAUCGAUGAUGAGAUUCCGGACUCAACCACCAGCAUCAGAGAGCUGGCACGACGACAUCGGGAUCCUGAUGGAUUUCUGUAUGUAAAAUACUCUUCCGAAGAUACUAUGGGAUAG
Molecule: messenger RNA, 685 nt
Organism: Bursaphelenchus xylophilus (pine wood nematode)
Lineage: Eukaryota; Metazoa; Nematoda; Chromadorea; Rhabditida; Aphelenchoididae
Source: the annotation of a GenBank genome assembly